CGGGAAUCCUGACUGAUGGAGAAUUCACAGAUCGACUACCGACCUGCACGCUCAUGUAUUGCAAAGUAGCUAUCUAUCUGCGAAGACAUUUGUGUCUUCUGCCAUUCCUUAGCCCUGCGAGUCCAUAACGACCCUUCAUACAUAUUCCUGCGCCGGCGGCGAACCGUUAGGCCUCCCUUUUGUUUCCAUACCUCCAGAGUAGCCGCGCCUGUUGGUCAGACAUUGCCCGAGAUAUCUUGUUUUUUGAAUAAAUACAUGGUUUUAGAUGCCAAAACAAAGAUCUUCCACUGCAACAACUCUGCUGGUACCACAACACCCCCUUAAUUCUCCAGACAGUCUUCAAGAUGGAGAAGAUAGAGGAAGAACUUACUCAGCCAGCGACACAACAAGUCCUCGACCCUCGCCGACUUGGCAAGAAUUCCUCGGAUCUAAGUGACGAGGACUUAGCAGAUAUCUUCUGCAUUAUCCAUCCUUCUUCGCUCCCUGCGAUUCGAGCCGCUGCUCUGAUCCAUGAGCUCACCCCCGAGCAUACAAUCACUUCUGAAGGCAACGUGAACAUUAGAGAAAAGGAAGUCAACCCACAAGACCCUGGUACGUUUGAUCUUGCGGCUCAGGGAUUGGUUUCAUGCGAUAUCGUGCUUCGCCUUUCCGCCAAAACGAAGAACCCGGCUGGUGGCUUCCUAUUUGGACGAAACCAGCAGCGAUGUGACUUCGUUUUGGGCCGCGACGACCAAGUCAAGCGUGUGAGUAAUAUUCACUUCCGGAUCUACAUCAAUGAAUACGGCGUCAUUAUGCUACAAGACAUGUCUACGAAUGGCACCGCCGUUGAUGGACACAUGCUUCGCGCAAAAGAGAAAGAAAACGGCAUGGAGUAUCGGCACACCCUCGAACUUGGCUCUAGAAUCACUCUCGCUAUGACACCCCCCGAAGAGGACUUCAGAUUCAUUGUCCGGAUUCCACGCCGGGAUGAGGUCACUGAAUUGGCCUACCAGCAAAACUUGACAAAUUACUUCAUGCGUAUUCAGAAUGCUCAGAUAGAGAGAAAGGAACCUGCUAUCAAAAACAGAGAACCGCCCAAUAUCUUCGCAUCACGAGAUGUCGGCACCCCAAAUUACUCGACGUCUUCUCUUGGUAGACACAUUAGAGAGUGGAAGGGCGGCUCGAAGUACAACAAGGUUGGCACCAUCGGCAAGGGCGCUUUUGCUGUUGUCUAUAAAAUUACGGACAAGUAUGAUGGGGUUCCAUAUGCUGCCAAAGAACUCGAGAAGCGACGCUUCAUGAAGCAUGGUGUCCUUGAUCAAAAGGUUGAUAUGGAGAUGAAGAUCAUGCGGAAGAUCAAGCAUCCGAAUAUUGUUCAAUACAUUGAGCAUGUUGACUGGGAUGAGUAUCUCUACAUCAUCAUGGAGUACGUCCCCGGUGGAGACCUUGGCAGCUUGAUCAACAAGUAUGGUAGACUCCAAGAACUGGAAGUUAAAUCAAUGGCCACUCAGCUUCUCAGCGCUCUGAAGUAUCUCCACGGACAGGGCAUAACCCACCGGGAUGUCAAACCGGACAACAUCCUUAUCCAUAGUCACCGUCCCUUUCAGGUCAAGCUGACUGACUUUGGUCUGUCAAAGAUGGUAGACAGUGAAGACACCUUCCUUCGGACAUUCUGUGGAACUCUUCUCUAUUGUGCUCCUGAGGUCUACUCGGAGUACCGUGAGUAUGAUCUGCAAGGUACAAGAACCCUCCGAGGUAUCGACAAGAAGCUACUUCCACCACAGCGUUAUGAUCAUGCAGUGGAUGUCUGGUCUCUAGCUGGAGUGCUCUUCUUUACGCUGUGUGCAAGCCCUCCAUAUCCUGUAAAGAAUGGGAUUUCCUAUCAGGAGCUUCUCCAUAUUAUCAUGACCAAGCCACUUGAUAUCAGACCCCUCCAGAAGGUUGAUGUCUCGGAGAAUGGAAUUCGGUUCAUUAGACACAUGCUACAUAUUCGUCCUGAGCAUCGAGCAACGAUCCCUGAACUUGAGUCGGACGUCUGGAUUACAGGUGCACCUCAGAGCAUGGAGUCUAUUGAUGAGGAGGAAGUCGAUCUGGUUCAGAGUGGUUCUGUUAUCAAUCCAGAACUUGAGGAAGGAGCAUCUCAGUUGAGCAUUCAUGAUCCUUGUGACAGUCAGAUUGGUGAGCCUGAGGAAAUCAGCGGAGUUAACCAGUAUCGAGUCGAAAUUCCCAACAGCUUCAAUACGAGUGAUGGAAAUUCGAAUGGUAACGAGAGUUCUGCCCUGACGCAGAAUGCUGGAAACGGCAGACUAUUUGGGGAGGUCGAUACUUCUGCCUUGGGAAGUUCUGGCGCUAUUCCUUCGAGCCUUCUCCCGGUUCCCACGGUGAAUCAUCGUGACGUCCGCUCUAUGUCCACUAUUUUCGGCGGAUCAAUAAACGCUCAGAGUGAGCCUGUCCAUGAUACAUCGAGCAUACAGCACGUUCAACAGCCACCUCCAGUCAUGACAGUUACCAUGGUAUACCAGCCACUCCCGACUGAGGUUGAGAGACAUGGUGAUAGGGCUUCGAGUCUCAUGGGUGCGGAGUCCAUGGUUGGACAUCUAAACAUGCAUUCUCCAUCAGCUGCUUCGUCUCCUGCUGGGUCUCCCGCUGCGGAUGCACCCACCACUGUCGCUUCACCCGCUCAAGAAGGCCUUAGUCUUCGACGACCUCACGAGGAGAUGAGCUCUGACGACCGUAGUUGGCAACCUGCCGAUCUACCAGCCAAGAGAGUACGCAAAUCAAUGCGAGAGAUUGAUAUGCCGGCGCCCCAGCAGCUGUUCUGGGAUCCCAAGGAUAAAUCUACUCACCACAACAAUUACCCGCAUAUGACGUUGUCGGAGUUCAAUACCUACCAGGAGCUUGCCAAGAGAAAGGGCGAGUUGUUCGAGCAUGGCCAUGCCACGUUUGAUACAACAAUGAACAGCUUCAGAGCCAGUCGAAGCCCAUCUGUCGAUCCCGAGGCUACUCGAGCGCAAUCCGAACCGGUAAAGGAGGGUCGCCGCAUGAUGAUGAAGCGUGAUGAAAGAAAGCUUGGCGACGGUGUAAUCGAGGCCUCUAAGACUCAGCAUUCUGCCGCUAAGGAUCAAUCUCUACCAACAACCGCUCAUGGGUCCAACCAGCCCAAUACCCCCGAGACCAAAUCAUCCGACAUCACAGCCGGCCACGGCGUUGUAGGCCACGACUUCCAACCACCCAAGCGUAUCCUCGGAAAGCUUUUUGCCACACAGGACAGCUGCCUCCCUACCAUCACCCUGAAUAUCGUCGAGACAGUCACGAGCUGGGGUCGCGGCUUCCAGAACACUAAUCGCUACUCCAACCCCAACGAGAUCCGCGUCCCUAAAUACGCCUUCAAGAUCUUCGCUUUCAAGCUCGACAACGAAUGGGAAUUCGCUCCCCCCGACCCCAACUUCAACACCAAAGGCCUAUCCUUCUACAUCUCCAGUAAAGCCUCGAUGGGAAUCACCAUCAACGGCGUCAGCCUCCCCAGCAACGACCGCCAGAACCCCGAGACGCCGUCGAAGUACUGGGGCGAGCUCCGCCACGGCGACAUUAUCACCGUGUGGCAGCACGACAUCGACAGAAAGCAGUUCACCCGCUUCCGCUUCGAGUGUUAUCACGGGAAUUCCAAGGACCCUCGCCCCGCCAGCGAACCCUUCUCUAUCCUCCCCGAGGGCAAGAUCCUGGAUAAACUGGAGAAGUACUGCCGUAACCACGAGAAGGCUCUCUUGCAGAACACUCUCUCUCCUGGAGUUUAAUCUGGCUCUCCUUCCCUGGUCUUUCUUAAUCCAGACUCUGUUUACAUCAGCAGCGCCUCUUCCCCAUUUUCCUUUUUUUGUUUCCCCCCAAAAAUUGAGAUUGGCAGACAGAUA
Amorphotheca resinae ATCC 22711 is the source of this 3887-nucleotide messenger RNA. RefSeq lists its product as hypothetical. The transcript has 5 exons. Gene Ontology annotation, biological process: protein autophosphorylation; autophagosome organization; autophagy. Bases 345 to 3773 code for a protein of 1142 amino acids. NCBI's taxonomy places the organism in Eukaryota, Fungi, Ascomycota, Leotiomycetes, Helotiales, Amorphothecaceae. The record is from RefSeq and is a predicted model, not a curated record. Gene Ontology annotation, molecular function: protein binding; protein serine/threonine kinase activity; ATP binding. Gene Ontology annotation, cellular component: cytoplasm; autophagosome.